Molecule: messenger RNA, 2229 nt
Organism: Dendroctonus ponderosae (mountain pine beetle)
Lineage: Eukaryota; Metazoa; Arthropoda; Insecta; Coleoptera; Curculionidae
Gene: cpa
Product: F-actin-capping protein subunit alpha
Exons: 4
Coding region: 100-966 (288 amino acids)
Biological process (GO): barbed-end actin filament capping; actin cytoskeleton organization
Cellular component (GO): actin cortical patch; F-actin capping protein complex
Molecular function (GO): actin filament binding
Source: RefSeq, a predicted model, not a curated record
UUGAGGAGGAGGAAUUGAACCAUUCCUCCUUUCUCGUGAGUCAUCUGCCAAAGUGUCAUCACCGUUUUCGAUUUGACAGUUCCGAAACCCAACCUAAACAUGGCGUCUGACGGGGACGAAGUUAUUUCGGAUCAAGAAAAAGUACGAAUAGUUUCCAACUUUAUUCUUCAUUCACCCCCUGGAGAGUUCAAUGAGGUCUUCAAUGACGUGCGAAAGUUGCUGGACAACGACGACCUUCUCAAAGAAGGCGCCAGCGGAGCGUUCGCCCAAUACAACAAGGACCAAUUGACUCCGGUGCGAAUAGAAAAUUCUGAUAAUUUGGUGUUGAUUACUGAAUACAACGAUUUAGGCAAUAAUAGGUUUUUCGACCCUCGUUCCAAACAAAGCUUUCGUUAUGACCACUUGCGGAAAGAAGCAUCCGACUACCAGCCCUAUAGCCCUGAUUCAACAGCGGAGCCCUGGCGCUCAGCUCUUGACGCAGAGUUUACUCAGUAUACAAAAAACCACUACAAAGAUGGUGUGAGCACUGUUAUAGGGCGCAAUAAUGGUGGAGUAGUCACCCUAACAGCCUGCAUAGAGGAUCAUCAGUUUCAACCUAAAAACUUUUGGAAUGGUAGGUGGCGCAGCCAAUGGUACAUAACUCUCAACGGCACCUCCUCUGCCGAAUUAAGAGGUGUUCUUAAAGUGCAAGUUCACUACUAUGAAGAAGGCAACGUGCAACUGGUCAGCAUCAAAGAAACGAAAGACUCAGUUAACGUUACUUUCGAGGCACAAACGGCCAAAGAUAUUGUCCAGGCCAUUGAAGCAGCGGAGAAUUUGUAUCAGACCGCAAUUUCAAAUAAUUAUCACACUAUGUCUGAUACAACUUUCAAGGCGUUAAGACGAUUAUUGCCAGUCACACGCACAAAAAUGGACUGGAACAAAAUCGUGUCUUACAGCAUCGGAAAGGAGCUGAAGACUCAAUGAUCAACUGCCGGAAAUUAAGCAGAAUAAAAGUUUAGAUUAUUUAAUAUGACAAUUCGGGAUUAUACAGUGUGUCCAUAAUGAUAGUCUAAGAAAAUCAAUUUCCAAUUAGUGAAAAUAAAAAAUUAAAUUUUGUUCAAAAACCAUCAAUAAUUUGGUUGCGCAAUUUGAAAACGGAUCUGCUUUACUUUAGUCGCAUACACGGAACACUGUAUAAUACUCUCUAAUACCAGAAGUUAGAGUAUCGGAAGUAAUACCACCACUACUACUACUACUACUACUACUACUGCUGAUGCAAGGCUAAAAAAUAAAAAUAUUGAUUUGCUAUCAAGUUGAAUUUUUAGACUAGAAAAAAUGGUGCGCUUAUGUAUAUAAUUUCUAAAUAAUUGUCCUAAAACACUUCUAAAAUACGCAAGGUUGUAACUGUUUGAUGCCGUUUUUUCGCAAAAUAGUUCCAGUUUAUAUAAAUAGUUCAAACAUGAGACAUGAUACUAAGUGUAUAUGAGACUAGUGUUCAAUGGUAUGUAUAUGAGAUGUGAUGAUAAAAAUAUUGCUUUUUUAUUUUAAUGCAAUUUUGGUCAGAUAUGUGAGUCGGCUGCCCGUGCGAAAAACAAAAAAAAACAUUUAAUUGAACCAGAUAAACAACUAACAAAAUUAUUUUCAGAUAACAUUUAAUAAAUAUCCCAAUUAAUUUAACAAUUAUUAACCUAAUAAGAAUCGUGUAGUUUUAAAGCUCGCAAACUUAGUAGUUAAAGCAAAUGAUUCCAUACACAAGUGUCUGAAUUUUUCAACUUUCUGUGUUUGGCAUUUACCAUUUAAAAAAUUUGCGCAAGCUCUCAUUAUUCAUGAAAUGUUUGCUGAUUUCCUUCAUCAACGCUCUUUAACUUUAAGAAAAAAAUAUAUUUUUAUCCCUAACAUUUCUAAAUAAUAUGACUAUUAAUUAUUUCCUUUAUUUACUUUUCAUAUUUUUUUAUUUUAUAUGAAUAAUUAUUGAAAUAAUCAAUGAAAAUGCAAGUAUUAUCCUUAGUUCUUAUUUGUUACUUUUAAAUGUUGUAAAUGGAGGGCUCCGAUUUAGUUUUCAUUCUUCACUUGAAAUUGGGCCCUGAGAUAUGGGAAUUUUUCAACUCAAGUGGAUGUCAUUUAGGGAUUAUUGACGCCCUCUUUAAACCCCAGAAAGCUGCCCUUUGAAAUAUAUUUAAAAUAAUUUAUAUUCUUGUUAGAAUCAACGUUGUAUGGGUUAUUUUUAAAUAAAAAUAUUAAGUAACA